AUGCCGUGGACAACAGCCGAACACUCACCGAACACCUUCGCCCGGCCUCUUGGCCCCAAUGAGGUGUUCAUCAAGCUAAUCAGUGACCCCGGCCACCCGCUGGGUCGUGAACACUGGGCCAUCAACUACACGGCCACCAUCAGUCCUCGUGGGGCAUAUACUGCUUUGUCGGGCUCGCCUGACCUCGUACCAGCCCUCAUCCGCUAUAGUUGGUUACACCUGCGCUUCCAGCAUCCUAGUCUAGCUGCACAUCCGGACUCCAACUCCAACGUCAUCUACACGGUUCCAGACUCGGCCAAUGCUCUUAGCAAAUGGGCUUCGCAGACCUUUAUCGUGGAGGCUGAUGCCCGGUCCGCUGACGAGGUGAUUCCCACCAUUGUACCAGCUGCCGACGCCCGGCUGUACUAUGUCUCCCAAUCUAGUGAACUGCUCCUGCAUACCGCACACUGGCGUAUGGAUGGAGUCGGCGGCCUGCUACUCCUCGGCCAACUGGUGGACCUGAUGGUCUCACAUGCCGACACUCUUCUCGCAGGGAAUCUGCCAGACCCCUUCGAUUCCUUCCAAUGGGGUUCGGAGGUCGCACGGCUGGCGCCACCGGUCGAAGAAGCCGGCAACAUGCCCCUCACCGCGACCGACGAGCAGAAGGCUGUCGCACACGAGGCAGUUGGAACCUUUGCCCUGGCGGCGGGCGCUCUUGGGGUGCCCUAUACCGGUGAUGCCUCAUGUCUGCCCUCGGGCACGCGGGCCGCCGAGCUCAAGUUCUCGUUGGCUGCCACUUCCGCCGUUGUGUCUGCCGCAAAAGCACGUGGAGUCGGGAUGACGGCCGCCGUGCAUGCCAGCCUGGCCGCAGCCAACUUCCAGCACGCGAUCGCUGAGCAUCAGGGUCGCCACUACACCAGCACCAUCAAACAAUCGUUGAGACCGUAUCUCCCCGAACCGUACUCGACGCCCGCGGCUGCGGCCGGACUAUACACGUCCGGUUGGUUAGCGCGUGUCGACUCCUCCGCGACUUGGGAUGAGAAUGCCCGCAUGUAUCAGACGGAGUAUGAGAAGGGUAUCAGUAGUGAAUAUCUCCAGGCACACCGGGAAUAUGCGUCUACUUUGGUCGAUUUGAUGAAGCACCUGCCGACUCCCACGGAGCCACCCAGCGAUAUUGAUAUCAGCAGUAUGGGAAUCAUGGAGAAAUAUCUGGAGCGCGAAUAUGGAACCCCGGAGCGCGGGUUUGGCAUCACACAUGCCGGAGUUGGCGUGGAAAUCAUCUCGCGCCAAGGGGUAGUUUUUGUAUGGACGUUCCGUGAUCAGUUGACACUGCGACUGGUGUAUAAUGAGGCCUUCCACACCCCCGAGCAAAUGACGGAGUUUUUACAUGACAUUCAAGCGGACCUGUUGAAGCAUUUACGUGUGGAAGAGUAG
Molecule: messenger RNA, 1413 nt
Organism: Penicillium coprophilum
Lineage: Eukaryota; Fungi; Ascomycota; Eurotiomycetes; Eurotiales; Aspergillaceae
Exons: 1
Coding region: 1-1413 (470 amino acids)
Source: RefSeq, a predicted model, not a curated record